GGUAGACUUCGUCAUAGGUUAUAAAAUCUUUUCUCAGUUUCUAAAACGACGGCGGUGACAAGAAACAAAGGUAAAAGUUCCAGACACAGAACAAAACAGCAAACGAAGAAAUUUCAAAAUCUAUUUCAAUUCAACGUAUACUUUCCUCAAAUUAGGAAUUAAUCUUCAAUUUUUCUCCACAAAAUUGAGAUCCGAAUAACUAUGGUGAGACUCAAGACGAGUCUCUGGGUUCUUCUCCUCGCGCUCGUUUCAUCAAUUCAGUUAAAGGGUUCGUUUGGAUCUGAACCAAGUAAAGUAGCUUAUGUCACACUUUUGUAUGGAGAUGAGUUCUUAUUGGGAGUUAGGGUAUUGGGCAAAUCGAUUCGUGACACUGGAUCCAAAAAAGAUAUGGUCGCUUUGGUUUCUGAUGGUGUCUCAGACUACUCUAAGAAGCUACUCAAGGCUGAUGGAUGGAAAGUUGAAAAGAUUAGUUUACUGGCAAAUCCAAAUCAAGUUCAUCCGACAAGGUUCUGGGGUGUUUAUACAAAGCUUAAGAUCUUUAACAUGACUGAUUACAAGAAAGUUGUGUAUCUUGAUGCUGAUACUAUUGUGGUAAAGAAUAUUGAGGAUUUGUUUAAGUGCUCGAAGUUUUGCGCAAACUUGAAGCAUUCUGAGAGGCUAAACUCUGGUGUUAUGGUUGUUGAACCAUCUGAAGCUCUUUUCAAUGAUAUGAUGCGGAAAGUGAAGACUUUGUCGUCUUAUACCGGAGGAGACCAAGGGUUCUUGAAUUCCUACUAUCCAGAUUUCCCAAAUGCUCGUGUUUUCGAUCCGAGUGUAACCCCUGAAGUCUUGAAAACCAGACCAGUUCCUGCUAUGGAGAGGCUUUCAACAUUAUACAAUGCGGAUGUUGGUCUUUAUAUGCUUGCUAAUAAGUGGAUGGUUGAUGACAGUAAACUUCACGUUAUUCACUACACUCUAGGCCCUCUUAAGCCUUGGGACUGGUGGACAGCAUGGCUUGUGAAACCUGUUGAUGCUUGGCAAAGCAUUAGGGUAAAGCUUGAGGAAACUCUUCCUGGAACUGGAGGUGGCAAAAACCAACAUGAUGAACUCGUUGUCAAGUUCCUUUUCUUGUUACCUCUUUGUGCACUUUUGUUCUGCAUUUACCGAUCCAUCCAGGGUCGUGAGGGUUCAUUGUGCUGGAGCUCGUUCAGCAAUCAGAUUAGAUAUCUUUAUUACCAAAUUAGAUCUAAUGGAACACUUGGUUAUAGCGGUAUAUCUACCAUGAAUCCCAGCUAUCAACCCCACAGUGGCAGCACACAGUCCAAGGUUCCUCAACACUUGGGCGCGGUUGCAGUUGUCGUCUGUUUUACUGCUCUUCUGUUAUCUCUUGGAAUAUCCUUUGCGAUUGUGCCGAGGCAAAUCAUGCCAUGGACUGGCUUGGUCUUGGUGUAUGAAUGGACUUUUACAAUCUUCUCUCUUUUGUUUGGUUGCUUCUUGCUUUUUGUGCAUCUACAUGGAAAGAAAAUAGCAAUACAAUCAGAAUCAUCAUCCUUGGAUGAUUCCGCAAAAGUUCAUCAGCGAGCAGGUGUGUCUUGUGACGUUACUACAUUGUAUUAUGGAUUAGGGAUGGCUUUUCUGGCUAUUGCUGCAGUUUCUUUACCUUACAUUUUAGGGAUCACUGCUUUAUUCACGAGGUUGGGUUUAAUGGUGGGUGUAGGCAUAAUUCUAGCUGCCUUCAUGACUUAUGCUUCAGAGCACCUCGCGGUCAGAUGGUUCUUGAAAGGUCUAGAAGACCGUCGCGACACGACGAGAUCAAAUUCCUUAUGUUUCCUCUGCUGACAACAAAAAAACAGCCGAGUAAAAGUGUCACCUUUGUAACUUGCAGAAACAACAGAGCCUAUCUAUAAUCCUGAGUUAUUGUAGUUCUUCUGUUCUUGUCUUGAAAUGGAUAAAGCUUUGUUCUUUCUUUGUCAUUAUGUCUCGUAACAACACAAGAUUCUAAA
This is a messenger RNA of Arabidopsis lyrata subsp. lyrata, 1982 nucleotides long. RefSeq names its product inositol phosphorylceramide glucuronosyltransferase 1. The record is from RefSeq and is a predicted model, not a curated record. Gene Ontology annotation, molecular function: glycosyltransferase activity. The transcript is spliced from 9 exons. Bases 202 to 1818 code for a protein of 538 amino acids. Lineage: Eukaryota; Viridiplantae; Streptophyta; Magnoliopsida; Brassicales; Brassicaceae.